AUGGUGGGCGCUUGGACACGUUUGGUCCCGAGACAGAGGCAACAAGAAUUCUUUGGGCAGUCUGUUCUAGAAUGGUUAUAUUUGAAUCUGGGUCUUGAGGCUCGUGCUUUUGGCUCAUCAUGGGCAACUCUCUUUGCGAUCUCCGUGUGGUGGGGCUGGAAAUGGAGGUGUGGGAACGUCUUCGGAGUUGUUGGGAAAUGUCGGGACAGAGUUAAGUUCUUGAAAGAGUUGGCGAAGGGAUGGAUGAAACUAAACACCGAUGGUGCUUCGCGAGGGAACCCGGGGCUUGCUGCAGCAGGUGGAGUCCUUCAAAAUGCAUAUGGAGAAUGGUGUGGGGGCUUUGCGCUGAACAUUGGAAGCUGUACAGCACCUUUGGCAGAGCUGUGGGGUGUCUAUUAUGGACUUUACAUUGCAUGGGAAAGAGGAGUGAGGCGACUAGAAGUGGAGAUUGAUUCGGAGUUGGUAGUUGGGUUUCUUCAGACAGGGAUUGGGGAUGCACAUCCGCUGUCGUUCCUGGUACGCUUGUGCCAUGGCUUCAUCACAAGGGACUGGAUAGUCCGCAUAAGUCACGUGUAUAGGGAGGCUAAUCGUCUAGCUGAUGGAUUAGCUAACUAUGCUUUUACUGUUCCUUUGGGUUUUCAUAGUUUGCAGUUAGUUCCUGCCAGUGUGGAUUCAAUCCUACAAGAUGAUGUUAUAGGAUAUGAAUGCCCACGAAACAUUUGUAUUACUUAA
Molecule: messenger RNA, 732 nt
Organism: Microthlaspi erraticum
Lineage: Eukaryota; Viridiplantae; Streptophyta; Magnoliopsida; Brassicales; Brassicaceae
Source: the annotation of a GenBank genome assembly